This is a messenger RNA of Mesoplodon densirostris (Blainville's beaked whale), 4419 nucleotides long. RefSeq names its product out at first homolog (gene OAF). The coding region runs from base 549 to 1403 and encodes 284 amino acids. The record is from RefSeq and is a predicted model, not a curated record. The transcript has 4 exons. Lineage: Eukaryota; Metazoa; Chordata; Mammalia; Artiodactyla; Ziphiidae.
AGUCAACUCCUGGGCCAGCCCGGUCGCUGCCGGGCGCGGCGGGGAGGGACGGCGAUUGAGAAAGCCCUGUUCCCACAAGGCCGCCUUGCACCGGUCCCCUCGGCCCGCGCCGCCCCCGUCCGCGGCCGCCGCCGAGCGCGGGGAGCCUCCGCGGGCCCUUUAAGGGCCGAGAGGUGCGCGGUCUCUUUAAGGCAGGUCCUGGUGGUUUCUGUUUUCUGAAGGAAGUGACGGGGGGUGGGAUUGAAUGAAAAGUGCAAAACAGAGUCUCGGAGCGCCGGAGUUGGGGGCCGUGGGAGCGAGGGCACUGGGCCGGGGAGGCAGACGGGCCCUUGGAGCGCGGUGUCCGCCUCGGAGCCGCCGGGGGACGCGCGACGGAGCGCAGCCCACGUGCGUCGGCGCCGCGUCGCGGGCGCCCCGCGGCUGAGCCCCUCGGGGAGCCGCGCCCCGGCGCCGCGAACUAGCCUCCAAGUUAGGGCGAAGUUUGGCCGAGCCGCUCCCCGCCCGCCCGCGGCGCGCCGGGACCGCGAGGGCGGCGGCGGUCCCCGGGGAUGCGCCCACCCGGCCGCGGCGGGGUCCCCCCGGCGUCCCCUGCGCUGCUGCUCCUGCUGCUGCCGGUGCUUAUGCAGCUGCUUGGGGCGCCGCGCAGCGUGGGCGCGGGGACCGGGGCUGGCGCGCCGUCUGAGCUGCGGGUCCGCGUGCGGCUGCCCGACGGCCAGGUGACCGAGGAGAGUCUGCAGGCGGACAGCGACGCCGACAGCAUCAGCCUGGAGCUGCGCAAGCCCGACGGCACCCUCAUCUCCUUCACCGCCGACUUCAAGAAGGAUGUGAAGAUCUUCCGGGCCCUGAUCCUAGGGGAGCUGGAGAAAGGGCAGAGCCAGUUCCAGGCCCUCUGCUUUGUCACCCGGCUGCACCACAAUGAGAUCAUUCCCAGCGAGGCUAUGGCCAAGCUCCGACAGAAAAAUCCACGGGCAGUGCGGCAGGCUGAGGAGGUGCGGGGCCUGGAGCAGAUGCACAUGGACGUCACCGUGAACUUCAGCCAGGGGGGCCUGUUGAGCCCCCAUCUCCGCAACGUGUGUGCCGAGGCCGCGGAUGCCAUCUACACCCGCCAGGAGGACGUCCGGUUCUGGCUGGAGCAAGGUGUGGACAGCUUCGUGUUCGAGGCCCUGCCCAAGGCCUCAGAGCAGAUGUCGCUGCCUCGCUGUGGGCAGGUGGGGGACCGCGGGAAGCCCUGCGUCUGCCGCUACGGCCUGAGCCUGGCCUGGUACCCCUGCGUGCUCAAGUAUUGCCACGGCCGUGACCGCCCGACACCCUACAAAUGUGGCAUCCGCAGCUGCCAGAAGAGCUACAGCUUCGACUUCUCCGUGCCUCAGAGGCAGCUGUGCCUGUGGGACGAGGACCCCUAGCCCGCUUGGGACAAGGGGUGGUCCCGGAGGCAGCUGCUUGGGGCCCACUGCUCCUCCCCCAGCCGCCAGAGGGGGUGGCCACCCCCUUCCCUCCUCCUCAUCCCGGAGCCUCUGCCCCCGGACUUGUCACUGUGAAAAGGGGUGUGGCACGGCAGGGGUUAACUCAUGAAGGCAGCCCCCCGCUCCCAUGGGGACGGAGGGAGAAGGGGGUUCUCCAAGCUUGCCGCCCCCAUCUCCCCUGAAAUGUUCGCUUUCAAGCAGCCAAAAUAUGACAGCGUGACUCUCCUAUUUAACUCUUUGCAGGUUUAGACCCUGGAAGGUGUCGAUACCUGUGACACCCACCUCCCCACGCCCAGCCCCCUGCCCCACCCUCCAGAAGGAGCUGGCCCCCGUGCACCUUCCCACUGCCCAACAGGGAGGGGAUCCUUGCCCCAGAGAGGGGGCAGUGCCGAGAGCGGAUCUCAACACGUUCCUCUCACUACUGGCCUCGGAGGCUGCCCGGGGCCAGCUGGGGGCCCCCCACCCCGAGACAGACCGCAGGUGCCUUUCCGCAGACCUGGACUUUGCCAAGGGAGCUGGAGCCGGCUUGCACCCUCGAAGCAGAAAUAUUGUUUAAGGUUUUGAGGCAGGGAGGGAGCAUGAAGUAUGAGGAAAACUUGAAUCCCAGAUUUUUACUGCAAAGUAUUUAUCAUUUGUACCAGAAAUAAAAGUUUAAAUUUUUACGUGGCUGGUAGCGCUAGACUCAGAGUUCUGGGAGAACUUUUGGCCAAUGCGGCUACCUGGUGUCAGGAGAAGCGUCCCUGUGCUCUUGGUGGCCCAUCUUGGGACAACAGCUCCUAAAGCACCUACUGUGUGCUCAGCCUUGUGUUGGGAGGAGAGGAUGUAGAUGGGGGUGGGUAUUAUUAGGAAAAGAUACGACGAAAUUUAUGCGCUUAAGAAGAUGAGACAUACAUAGACGGGCAAGCCAGGCAGUAAAAGACCCCGUGACAUAGACUGAGACGUGAGAUAUGGUGAAAACUCUGGAAUCAGACUUCCAGGGGUCAAAUCCUGGGCAUGAUUUUUUUUUUUAAAUUUAUUUUAUUGAAGUAUAGUUGAUUUACAAUGUUGUGUUAGUUUCUGGUGUAUAGCAAACUGAUUCAGUGAUUACAUAGAUAGAAUAGUUUGCAUUUGUUAGUCCCAAACUCCCAGUCCACCCUUCCCCCACCCCCUUCCUCCCCUCCCCGUUGGCAACCACAAGUCUGUUCUCUAUGUGAGUCUGUUUCUGUUUUGUAGAUAAGUUCAUUUGUGUCAUAUUUUAGAUUCCACAUGUAAGUGAUAUCAUAUGGUAUUUUUCUUUCUCUUUCUGACUUACUUCACUUAGUAUGAUCAUCUCUAGGUCCGUCCGUGUUGCUGCAAAUGGUAUUGUUUCAUUCGUUUUUACGGCUGAGUAGUAUUCCAUUGUAUAUAUGUACCACAUCUUUUUUUAUCCAUUCACCUGUCAGUGGAUAUUUAGGUUGUUUCCAUGUCUUGGCUAUUGUAAAUAGUGCCGCUAUGAACAUAAGGGUGCAUGUAAACAUCUUUUCGAAUUAGAGUUUUGUCCAGAUAUAUGCCCAGGAGUGGAGUUGCUGGAUCAUAUGGUAACUCUAGUUUUUGGAGGAAGCUCCAUACUGUUUUCCACAGUGGCUGCACCAAUUUACAUUCCCACCAACAGUGUAGGAGCGUUCCCUUUUCUCCACAGCCUCUCCAGCAUUUGUUAUCUGUAGACUUUUUAAUGGUGGCCAUUCUGACCAGAGCAAGGUGAUACCUCACUGGAGUUUUGAUUUGCAUUUCUCUGUUAGUGAGGUUGAGCAUCUUUUCAUGGGCCUGUUACUGGCCAUGAUUCUUUUGUUUGUUUGUUUGUUUUUUGAGGUACGCGGGCCUCUCACUGUUGUGGCCUCUCCCGUUGCGGAGCACAGGCUCCGGACACGCAGGCUCAGCCGCCAUGGCUCACGGGCCCAGCCACUCUGCAGCAUGUGGGAUCUUCCCGGACCGGGGCACGAACCCAUGUCCCCUGUAUCGGCAGGCGGACUCCCAACCACUGCGCCACCUGGGGAGCCCCCAUGAUUCUUACUUGCUGUGCAAUCUUGAGUUACUUUACCUCUCUGUGCCUCAGCUCUCUCAGCUAUAAAAUGGGCUGAAUUGUGAGACUGAAGUGAAUUUAUACGUGUCAAGUGCCCAGCACAUAGUGAGUGCUCACUGUGUUAGCUGCUAUUAAUAUAGUUACCAUUAGUGAAAAGAGCAGACGUUUCCUCAUUUAUAAACCCGAGACAGUGGAGCCAGACAUCCUGAAGGCCUCUUCACUUCAAGAGUAUCUUCUAGCAUAAAGAGGCUGUAAUAUGAAGUGCCGGGCUGGGCACUGAGUGCUUCCAAGGAGGAGGGAUGUGCAGGCUGAGUUGAUUGGGGAGGGUUUCCUGGACGAGAUGGGACGUGGGUUGAGGCUUCAGGCUGGUAGGGGUUUGGCAAGGUGGAGGGGACCGUGUGAGCACAGGGCAGAGACUGGAGUCUUUCAGGUGUUGGGCAAGUCCCAGGGGUCCCAACUCCUGAGGAGGGAGGAGGCUGGGAGUCAGAGCCUUCCUCACAGGCCUUGGAGGAGGAAGGGGACUGGCAGGGCUGUCCCCCUUACUCUGCUCCCCAGCACCCCCAGAACAGGCUGCUGCUGCCCCUUGAACUGUGCUGGCCAGAGGGGUGUGUUGGGUGCUGGGCUUGCUUGAUGGUCAAGUUAGUGGUAGGGGAGCGGGGAGACAUCCUUUUCAAGUGGGCGUGCCUCUUUCUGAACCUGUUUUCAAGGACCAGCUUCAGCCGUGCUGGGGGGCAAGUUGGGGAGGCCUUCCUCCCCAAGCCUUUUUCUCCUUCUCCUCCUGCUCAGCCCCUGCUCCGGGUGAGGGAGGGGAUUACUUGGAGAAGGCAUCUCCCACCCCUCUUAACUCUGUGGGUGUGUCUUCAUUGCUGGGGGUGGUGGUCCCCAAACCAUAUGCCUUCCCUACUCACUUCCAAAUAG